Messenger RNA from Pogoniulus pusillus (Red-fronted tinkerbird), 5126 nucleotides. It is a transcript of the gene CSRNP1, whose product is annotated as cysteine and serine rich nuclear protein 1. The record is from RefSeq and is a predicted model, not a curated record. Gene Ontology annotation, biological process: regulation of transcription by RNA polymerase II. The coding region runs from base 576 to 2288 and encodes 570 amino acids. Lineage: Eukaryota; Metazoa; Chordata; Aves; Piciformes; Lybiidae. The transcript has 6 exons. Gene Ontology annotation, cellular component: nucleus. Gene Ontology annotation, molecular function: sequence-specific DNA binding; DNA-binding transcription factor activity, RNA polymerase II-specific.
GCCCCCAUAGGCGCACGUUGCAGUGAAUGAUUAACUUUAGGCUGAGGAACUGCUUCAUCCAGGUUGAGAUACUUAAAUUAACUUCAGACAUGCAAAAGAGGGUGAGAAAGUGCUACAGUUACAAAGAACCAAUUUAGCUGGUGGAGGAGUUUCAGCCGGCGGGUUCCCAUCACCGGUGUCUGGCACCCCAGUAUCUCCACUUUCACUGUCCCAGGCAGGGCUGUAUGUGUUUGUCCCCAUGUCAUAAAAAAUUUAGCGAUGCUUUAUGUAUUUCCUCUGGUUUUAUUGAAGCCCACAUUUCUGUGUGUCCUCUUUCCUUACUUGGAAGCAGUUUCUGGGCUAGGCAGCAUCCUCCCCCAUUGCGGUUGUGCUUUACACAUGGAGUCAGAGCAAGUCCCUCCUCCAGCAGCAGCUUGGUUGUCAGCUUUGGGUAUGGCUCACUGGUUUCAAAAUAAGGUGGCAGUGAUUUCUGCAGAAGCAGGAGCAUCUGAUGUGGUGCUGCCAGUGUCUAAAAGGAGAAACAGCCCACCAUUUAUGCAAGAGCAUCCCAGUUAUAUGAAAAAGACGGCAUCACCAUGAGCGGAGUAUUGAAAAGGAAGUACGAAGAGCUGGGGGAUGACAGUACCUACUGCUCCUCUUCCUCCUGCUCCCCUCUCUCCUCCUCAGCAUCCUCAGGAUGGGAGUCAGAUGAGGAGAGCUCCCAUGGAGAGCCCAAGCUCAGCUCUGCCUUAACACCAAGCUUCACCCCCACGUCUAUCCUGAAGAAAUCCAAACGCCUGAAGAAGAACAAUGUGGAGUUUGACCGGGUCACUGUGUUUUACUUCCCACGCUGCCAGGGGUUCACGAGCGUGCCUAGUCGCGGGGGCUGUACCCUGGGGAUGGUGAGCAAACACAGCUCCUCCCGGCAGUUCACCCUAGCCGAGUUUUCAAAGGAGCAGGAGAAUGUUCGUCGGGAGAAACUCGAAGAGAAAUUAAAAGAGGAGAAGUUGGAAGCAUUGAAAUGGAAACUAACCAUGAAUGGCACAAAAGAAUCGGAGGAGGCUAACCAGCUCACCAUUGAAGACAUCUCUGAUGACGACAUCGACGUCAGCAGCAUGGACCUAGAGGAUGGCUUUUUCCUUCAGCCUUACCCUGCCAAGAAGAGACGUGCAUUGCUGAAAGCCAUGGGGGUGAAGAAAAUUGACAAGGAGGAGAAGCGGGAGCUGCACAACAUCCGCCUAUCCCGGGAGGACUGUGGCUGUGACUGCCGGGAGGUCUGCGACCCGGAGACCUGCAGCUGCAGCUUGGCAGGCAUCAAAUGUCAGAUGGAUCACACCUCCUUCCCCUGUGGCUGCACCAAGGAUGGCUGUGGCAACACUGAGGGCAGGAUCGAAUUCAACCAAGCCCGCGUGCAGACUCACUUUAUCCACACCAUCAUGAAGCUGGAGCUAGAGAAGCAGCAGCAGAGCAAUGAGAGGGUGGUGGAGGCCGAGCCUCCUUUUCGGGAGCGGCUCUUGCCUUUGGGAUGUGCAGCAGGCAAGAGCUCCUUGGAAGAACGUGCGGUGCCACUGGCUCCUGCCUUCCAGUUCAGCCCUGACCUGGAGGCCCUGGGAGAGAAUAGCUGCAGCAGUGACAUGACAGACUCCUCCAUCUCCUCCCACCCCAGCGAGGACCUGGAAGAGCCUUACGAGAGCCUCCCUUCUGACAAAUCCCAGUCAGAUGUGGACGACGACGGCUUGGCACGCAUCCUCCACUUCAAUGACUCGGAUGCUGAGGACGAGGGUGGCAAUGGCCAGGAUGACCUGAGCUGCUUCCACCCUGCUGACUUUUUCAUUGAGGACCACAGCAGCGAGGCCAAGCCUGUCCCUGGCCACUUGUCCCACCUCUCUGAGUGCCUGGACGAGAACGCUAACCAGGACAGCGGGGGUUUGCUGGAGGAUGCUGCCCACGCACGGUGUGAUGGGCUGUCCUGCUGCACCUCAUCCCCAGCAGAGCCCUGCUCCAAGAGCUAUGCCGACCUCAGCCUUUCUUCUGACUCCUUGGAUUUCUUCCAGUCCUUCUCAGACUAUAACUUGGGACCCCUUUACAACUCCUUAAAGGAGUAUGAGAACCUUGAUAACUUCUCAGCAUUACAGUUUCAGUUGCCUAAUUUCCCUGGCUUCCCGCAAGCUGGAGAUCAGGGCUCUUGUUUCUUGGAGUCCCUCAUUGGUUUGUCCGAAUCUGUCCCCGAAACCCCAGCCCCUUUCACAGACAAUCAGCUUUUGGAGGAUGCCAUCAAGUCAUCACUGAUGGAGACGGUGAAAGUGUGAAAUGCCCCCGUGGCUCGGGUGGCAAAGACUUGUGUGGAAGGGAAAGCAGAACAACUGGUUGGGCAAACUCCACUGAAAGGAUGGUAGGCUGCUCAGAAGUACUAACCAGCACCAACGCGGGACUUUCUAAGGAAACAAACUGGGUUUGGUCUUUCUAGAACUCGGACGUUUUGGCAUACUGCAGCUACAAUCGGUUCUCUCGCCCUUGGUGCAGAGCUUUCUAAACUUUCGUGACAGGCUGGGGAGGGAGGGAGGGGAAGAGACUUUGCCUAUGAAUUUCCUUGUGUUUGGUAUGAAAAGCCCCGGUGAGACAUGCUCCUCGCUGACGUUGCCAGUCGUACGCGCAGCCCCUUCUAGAAACGUUUCGGUGUUGCGGGAACUUUUUAGGACAGCUUUUUGCAAGUGUAUUUAUUGUGAAAAUGUGUGGUUUGGUAGGAGUUGGCCCAACGUGCUCUUAUGCUGAAGUCAGACAAGGUUUACAGACGAGAUCCCUACACUUUAUACAUAAUCAUUCUUCAUCUAUUUAUUACAAGUUCCAGAAUUUAAGGAGCCACCGAAGCUUGAGCUAGCAUGGAAACCUUAUUUAAAUUGGUGAUACCUCAGAUGUAUUAUGUGUACAAUCAUUGCUUUUUUUUUGCAUAAUAUAUCUGUAUUUAUUUAUUUUCUACCUGUAGUACGUGAAUAGCACUGUGGUUUAUCAGUGACCUGGAAGGGCAAUAAGAUCUUCAGCAGCACCUGUCCUAAAGAUGACCCUGUUUGUUCUGAGUCUGAAAGAUGUUGGCUGUUUGGUCUUCGCUUUACAUUUCUAAUGGUUCAGGGUAGGAAAAGAGGGACAGGGGAAACAUUCAUGCAGUGUCUCUUGAUUUCUGUCAGCCCAUGAGUAGACAUGAUGAUGGUGUCUGAGCUCUGCACUAUUGCUGUGGAGAGCAGCACAAACAGAACCUUCAGCUGUUCAGGAAGAAACACGAGCUGGCUCUUUGAGCACAAAACCACACCAGCCCUUUCUCCUAAGUUAUUUUAUAAUUUAUUAAGUUUGCUGAGGAUUUGGCCAUGAGAUCUUUCCUGAUCAAUUAUGGUGCCUGAAUGUGCAGAGGAACCAUUAAUGGGGGGGGGUGUCAGAGAGCAAAGCCAACAACAACAACACUUUGCCCCUGCUUCUCAGCAAGUGCUCCUUGGGAUCCUCCACUGUUGAGUACUACAGCUCCAAAAUCUAGUGGGUCAGACUGUUUAUAUGAUUUUUUUUCUACAGGCAAAUCAACUAAAAUAGAUGGAUAGGGAGGUUAUUGGAUUAUUUAUCCCUUGAGUGUGGUUUUAGAGGGAAGGAAAAAUCAAUGCCUCCAGAUAAAGCUGAAAAACUUGGAGGCUUUGUUUUUUUAAGACAAGAGGAAAUUGUCGUGUUUAGAAAGGACAGUAGAGGCCCUCUUGGCCUUUUGCUGUUGAAAUCAGUCUGAGAACGUGACACUAUUUGGCCACAAGAUGUAACUGGACAUGAAAUCUGUAUGUCAGUGGUACACUAAGUGCCUGUGCCGGCAGUAUGUAAACAAACCCCAACAGCUUUAAACCUGUGUUUGGAAAAUGUGUGAUGUGGUGAUGGGAGUGAUUGCUGGCAUUACUGGUGCCAGGAAUGGUGCCAGCCCCACUGCUCUGGGAGCAAGGUGCUGGGGGGAGCUCCUUGGCUGCAAAUGAGCAUGAAAAGUUCAAAAAAAUCAUCUGAGUAUUUUUCCACUGGCUGAACUGUUUAUAUCCCCAGUGACAGGGGUGGUGCUUUUGGGCACCUGCUGCUUUGCAGGUGCCCCCUGCAAACCUGCCAGCAAUUUAAGCAACAUCUGGCAUACAAGUAUGACAAAGGCUGGGUUUUUUUUUUUGGGGGGGGUUUAAAUCAUUAUUAUUAUUUAAUCAUACAUCUACUCUGGUACUGGUCAACUGGGAAGCAGAGCUUGACCCACUGUGGUCGUGAGCGGGUGCUCACCCCAUGCUCACCAUUACAUCCUCCCAUAAAGCAUUGCCUCUGGGGACCUCCCCACUGGGCAGGAGGGCAACUGUAGGAAUACUACUGGCAGAUGGAGGAUUUCCUGGAGGAAUACAUAUAUAUUAUUAUUAUUAUUUUGUUGUUGUUGUUGUCGUCGUCAUUGUUUCUUUAGACUAAAAAAGUCCCCUUCAGUUAUCUGCUAGGUGGUAGUUUCUGUCCUUCAGACUGCAUCACCAAUACUGACAGUUGGAAGUCUGGUACUGUUCUGUGUUUAUUGGCACUAAUCCGUUCUGUAACAUUCCUAGGUUUCUCUGCAUAUAGCUAGUUAUAGAUACAGAAUAUGGACAUGGAUUUUAGAGAGAGACACUUGUUUUUCAGGAACGCCGGGGAUGGACUCCUGCCUUUGUGGAUUUUUUUUUUUAAUAAUUUAUUCUUUUUAUUUGUGUUGGUGCCACAUUUUGUUUUCUCUUUUUCCUCCUCCCUCCCCCAAGGGCACUGACUUGUAAAUAUAUAUAUUUUUUUUCUUCUCGAUAUCUGUGUAAAAAGCUGCCUGUUAAACAGUUUAAGAACUGGGUAUUUAUUGACACAAUCUGUAAUUAUCUAAUGUAUUGAUUGAAAUGCUUUGGUUUCAACAUAGCUUUAUUUUAGCUCUCUUUGUGUAUAUAUUGUGAUUAUGUUGCUUGAAGGUACAGGUUUUUUAAAAAAGCUUUAUUUUUACCUUAUUCAUUUGCAUUUGUUUAUAAAAAAGCAUAUUUGUCUACAGCUGCUGUCUCUCAUUUCAUCAAAGCAAUAUGAAGAAAUUUCCAUUACCCUUUCAAUAAAAGAAUUUUGUUUGAAUAUGGCAGCACCUUUGCUGCUUCUGUUCUUUA